CGUAUGUAAAGAUCUCAAAGUUACAAAUACAAAAUUCAGCUGGACUUGUGACCUUGAAAAUAUUUGAUCUUAUCCUUUGCAUACAUCCAAAUGUGAAUAUACUCAUUCACGAUAUAUACUUCUCUAGUAUCGGUUGGAAACAUAAUUAAAUUGAUACAUGUCACUUUUCAUUUUGAAACUCAAUCAUUUCCACGAUGUCUGUGUUGUUAGUAGUUUCAGCUCUAAUUGUGGUAUUGGCUAUAGUUUAUCAGAAAUGGCUCUACAAAUAUAUCGGGUCGGAUAAUCGGAAGAAAUAUUUUGCAGAACUUUUGAAAGACUUUCCCAAACUUUACAACCCAAAAACUAAACCUAUGAAGCAAAAACUUUUUGAAUCUUUGAUAAAGACAAAGGAGGAAAUUUGCGUAUUAGAAAUUGGAAUUGGCUCGGGUGGAAACUUUGAUUUUUACCCAGAAUCAAAAUGUCGCCUAAUCGCAAAUGAACCGAACCAAUAUUUCCAUCAAAUUUUGUCGGACAAUGUCGCUAAAUAUCCACAAAUAAUCCUGAGCCGAAUUUCAUCCUCGUCUGCCGAUAAUUUACAAGACAUAGGAGACGCUACGAUAGACGCUGUAAUUAGUACAGUUGUUUUAUGUAGCGUUCCCAACGUUGCAAAUACAUUGGACGCAAUCCUCCGUGUUUUGAAGCCGGGUGGGAAAUUCUACUAUAUGGAACACGAAUUGGACCCUAAAUUUACUUGGUGGAGAAAGCUUCAAGAAAUGAUUGACUUUUUCGGGAUUUGGACGUUUUUGUUCGAUGGUUGUCACGCCUCCCGCACUACAGGAAAUCUGAUCAAGGAUUCCGGCUUGUUGUCUGUGGACCAGGAUAGAUUUUACCUUAACCCCGUUGGGUUUUGGGGGCUUUAUAUAAUUAAACCGCACGUUUAUGGGGUAGCUAUGAAGACAGCGAUAAAGAGUGAAAAAAGCUUGGACUUGUAGUCAGUCAGUAAUGCAUUACUGACUGUUAUAAUGGUAUUGUAAUAUUAUACACAUCUUACUUUUAUGUACAUAUGUACAGUGCCGUUGGAAAGCAAAAUGUGAUUCUAACGAAAGUACAUUAUACCUAUUUAAACAAUAUUAUAUUAUUAAUGGAUUGGAAAAAUAAAAUUGUCAAUAAAAGCUUCACAAACACAA
Messenger RNA from Folsomia candida, 1166 nucleotides. RefSeq names its product methyltransferase-like protein 7A. Gene Ontology annotation, molecular function: S-adenosylmethionine-dependent methyltransferase activity. Bases 195 to 971 code for a protein of 258 amino acids. The transcript is spliced from 4 exons. The record is from RefSeq and is a predicted model, not a curated record. Lineage: Eukaryota; Metazoa; Arthropoda; Collembola; Entomobryomorpha; Isotomidae.